Molecule: messenger RNA, 4278 nt
Organism: Ectocarpus siliculosus
Lineage: Eukaryota; Phaeophyceae; Ectocarpales; Ectocarpaceae
Source: the annotation of a GenBank genome assembly
AUGCGGAGGGCGGGGGUGCCAGGAGCAGCAGGCUGCUUCAGCAAGGCGAAGCCCACCUCAUCUGUCGGGCGCCCUGGAUCCGAGUACCCCUCCGUUCCUCCCGCCGCUGUAAGCAAGCAGGGGCGAAGCAGCCACGCGCCUUCGGAAACGUCGCGAAAGUCGGGGCGUGCCGCUGCUUCCACCACAGCGGCGGCGGCAGUUCCCGCGAAGUGGGUCUGGGGCCAAGGGCAGGAGGAGGAGGAGGAGGAGGAGGAGGAGGAGGUGGAGGAGGCGCAGCAGCACCAGCAGACCCUUUCGCCAGUUGCGCAUGAUCUUGGGGGUGACGCCGCAAGCAAACCAGCACAGCCGGCGAAUAUCGACGUUUUACGCACGAAAAUGUUUGCCGACUCUUCGUCGUCAAGCUUUGAGAGCUCAUGCAGCACCGAGGCGAUGACAGAGUCUACGACCAGCUCUCCCAAGGAUGCUAACUGGGACGCGCCCUUCCUGAGCCGUCUCUCCGACAUGUCCAUGAUGUUUCCGGAGCCCCCGACCCGACCCCCCGCCGAAACGAUGCCAUCAUCCUCCUCGAGGGCUUUGACCAUCUCUGGAUUGGGCAAGAACAUCACCUCCAGCCUGCCGUCGGUCCAGCUCCUCAUGCCCCUCCGUUGGCGGAAACGCUUUCGAGCUACAGAGUCGAACAAGCGGUGCCGGAAGUCCACCUCCCGUUGGAUCGCUCGCUCCAAGGCCACCAGCAGCAUGUCGGAGAAAUCGUUCCUCGCCCGAGCGCUGUCGAUGAACGACAACGGCGCUCACCGAGGGAAAGAAGCGGCAGCGGCGGCGGCCGGGGCGAAGCCCAUGCCUUCUUCUUGUGCCGUAGAGUCCACGGCGGCGACGACGCCUCCUCGGAGACGGGGGGUUUCCAAGGUCGCCGGAGAAACACCUUCGCAGCUGUCCAAGCUCUCCGAAGUGAACGAGCGGCAGGAGGAAGAACGGCAAGAGGAAGAAGAAGCCCGCCCUGCAUUCGACCCUCCAUCCGCGCUGCCCACGCCGGUUCCGCACCCGGCAGAGAAGUCGCCGCCGCCCGCACCGCUCCACACCGCCCCCCGCCCCCCCGCGCCACAGAAGCAGCGGUACAACGUGGCCGCGUUGCUGGCCGCACGCCACUCGUCCCGCCUGCGUCGUCGCGACUGCUUCGCGUCCAGCCCCAGCGCCGCCGGCACGGAAGGCACGUGCUUCGCCUCGUCGCCCUCGCUGUCGCCGCCGUACAUGACGGUCAAGAACCGCUUGGCGUCGUCGUCUUCGUCGAUCUUCGAGGAGGACGGCGACGACAACAAGAAGACCUUGUUCUUGAACCCGUACUCGCGGUCCCCGCUCCCCCCGGCGGCCGUUGCCCCCCGCACCGCCGCGGCUCCCGCCGCGAAGGCCACCGCUGCGCAGAAGAACAAACCGGACGCGACCACGGGGGCGGCGGUGGAUGGAGCGAGGAGGAGGGCGGCGGUGGCGGCGCUUCAGGUCGAGGCGAACCGUCAGUACGGAGACCGGCGAAGGAGGAUGAAGGACGGAGAGUCGGGCAUCUGGCUCCCCUCUCCCGGGAUCUGGUCCUCCGCUCGAAGGCCCACCCCUCUUAACGCGGACCUGUUCUCCGCCUGGUGAUCAUUUUGCGGCGGUAGUGGCAGAGGUUUGUGUAGCAGUGGGCGUACCCGCUGGCACCGAUAAUCAAGGCGCCUGUGGCGUGCGAGGAAGAGAGAUGAGGUAAUUGCAGAGGUCCGGGUACACCCAGGGGUCAUAUCCGGGAUUUCGAUGUUCAUCCAAAGGCUGGGAGGGUAACCAACCCACCGUUAAGUACGCCGAUCGGCCGGGAUUAAAUUGCCGUGGUAGAGAGUGCCGUUCUUGAAAUGUGGUACGUACGUCUGUAGGCACGGUGCCCUUUCGCGGAAAGAAACGGCCGGUGAUCGUGUGAAUGAAAACGUUCAAGGUGAUGCUGUGACUUCGGUGUUGCCUGAAGUUUCGUUCGGGGCGGGCGGGCGCCCUGCUGGCGUUUGUUUUUUUCUUGGGAGAGGGGAUUCGGAAACGUACCUCGCUGCCGGAGGAUUGUGUUGCUUGUUGUCAGGCUCUUGUCUAUCCUGUAUGUUUUUUCCCGGCCUGAUGCAGUCCAUGCCUGUUCCACGCAUAACCAUGGUAGCUAGGUUUGUUUUGGUAUGAAGCGGCUGUCAUAACGCGCACCAGUCCUAGGCUGCACCUUUCCAUCGAUUUUUUGUCGUCUGUUUGGCUGAAGGUCAUCGUCAUUAUAUAAGGGAGCGGGUUUGUUUUUCCGUGGUUGGUGGUUGUGUGGUCAGCUGUUGCUAGACGCUGCAGUUCCGACGGGUUCGGUCCUUGGCCGGUGUGCAUUUAUUUGGGUUUCUUCGGGUUGAAACAGGUGUCGCUGGUCCUGUUGGGGGGGACUAGAAGCAGCGUCACGUGUGUGUAUGAAAGUGUGCAAAGCACCCAGUCACUGAUCUCAGCAAGAAUGGGAGUUUCCGGGCUGGUGCUGCUCGGGAAAGGUGGCGAUGGGUAGUAGCUAGUUUCCUUUGUAGGGUGUGGCACUGUAUCAAGGUUUUCAUGGUACGGUGCGAGGGUAAGUCGUUUUCUGUCGACGGCUUUGUUUCGAAAGUCUGCCGGGAGGGAGCCCAUCGAGUGUCGGCUUACGUAUCAAGCAUGGGAGAUUACACUGCGUUGUUGGGAUUUGACGUAUUUUCCCGUGGGCGCUGAAGCAAGGCAAUGGCAUUCCUGCUAUCCUCGGUGGUGCUGUUGCCACGUUUCGCUUGCACGGCUUGCGGGUUAAGACCCGCACUAUUCCUAGUAUCACCAAGACAAUAAAUGUGUUCAUGUUGAUAAAACCUCGAUUACCGGCAAACCUCCCUCACCUGACGCUAGGGGGGGUUCGUGAGGUCGGAGAAGUUGGACGGGAGUUAGUUUUGCUUUUAGGCGAUGGUGGGUAGGUUGGGGGUGCAUUUCUGUCGAGAUCAUUCAUGUAUCGGAGUGUGUUUGUUGGGACACGGAUAGCAGCCACGUCUCAGCCUUUUAUUUUACAAGUUGGCGGUUUGGGUUUGCCGCCGGUUCUCACCGUGCAUGUGGGGUUUCUUGAUACUAAGUCGUUGGUGUGCUGUUCAUGGGCGUCGGGUGUUUUUGUUUGUACCUUGUAUCAAAAUGUGUACACGCGGUAGUCACCUGCGGGUGAACAAUUGGGGCACGACACUACACGACACAGAGCGGGUAACUUCUGUUGUGCGUGACAAGAACGACGUGGUUGUUCGACAUGGUGAGGGUACGAGUGGGUAGGCUAGUUGCGCUACUGGUGCGUCUUUAUUUUUAUUUCUCUGUUUCUGGAAUCAAACUCGAUCGUGUCUUCAUGAUGGUAUCCAUUGGGAAGAUUGAAGGUUGUCCCUUUUGGCGACGGCUCCCGCUCCCUAACGCUAGCUUGUACACGCGAGGUCGCUUGGUUGGCACGCACAGAGAUGUUGUGUUUAGGCAGGUUGGAGAGGUCGUGCGAGCUUGGCGCGAUGGUGUGAAUGCAGCUGCUGAGUGGUGGCCUCUCAAUACGUCAAAGGUUGUUCCUUCUAUGUUUUCGGUAGAUUAGUCUCGCUGGUUUCUGCAGCUCUGGGUAUUACCAACCCCACUUUACGUGUUGUGACAUCGACACUGGUGAUGUUGGGUAUUAAUGAUUUGCGUGCACGUGUCUUUGCCAACGUGGCGUGUGCUGCCGGAGUCUGUCAUGAGAUAGUACGUCUGGUUCCUGUUGCGGGAAGGGUUGAUGUUGGAGACUGCAUGCCCUUCCUGUCUAUCUUUUUAAGCCCCAUGUUGGCUUAUCAUUUUAUAGCUUUAGAGCGAUGUUGUUCUGGGUGGCGGCUAGCCCGCAAUCCGUUCUAGGCUAGCUCGCGACCCGAUUCUCGUCUUUCUUUAUUUUGUUCUUAUGUUGUUAGCCGUUGCGUUUACUUUGCUCUGUUUCCUUACACGUUGACCUCCGACUGUUUUGUUGGUUUACUCUGUUGUCUUUUCUCAAAUCUGAUUAGGCUCCUCUUACGUAUCGUGUGUAAAAGGUUUCGUAAAAGGUUUCGUUUCGUAUAGUUGGCAGGUAGUAGUCCGUAGGUGUAGAGCUGUGGUCCCAAGGGUUCGAUUACGAGACGAUACACCUGGUACUUUAUCUUUCAUCUUUUUGGGCGUUAUUCCCUCGUUCGUCCGUUUAUUUGCCAGGAGCUGUACGCUUGACAUAGAUAUGAUUCUGCAGCGAGGGUCGGUACAACGUGACAUUGAUUCUCGGCC